Molecule: messenger RNA, 1086 nt
Organism: Mercurialis annua (annual mercury)
Lineage: Eukaryota; Viridiplantae; Streptophyta; Magnoliopsida; Malpighiales; Euphorbiaceae
Product: dephospho-CoA kinase-like
Exons: 3
Coding region: 58-894 (278 amino acids)
Biological process (GO): coenzyme A biosynthetic process
Molecular function (GO): dephospho-CoA kinase activity; ATP binding
Source: RefSeq, a predicted model, not a curated record
UUCUCAGCUAUUACUUCGAAUCAAAUUUAUCCGAGUGUAGUAAAUUGAAAAAAAUAGAUGUACUGCAACUCCAAAUUCAAUUUCCAGUCUCCAACUUCAGUUCAUCAAUUUGAACCAAUCAAAUCCCAGAAAAGGAAGAAGCAGCAGCAACACAAUUAUUUAUCAUCAUCAUCAAACAAAAAUAUAGGAGUAAAGAUGAGAAUGGUGGGAUUAACAGGCGGAAUAGCCACCGGAAAAAGUACAGUGUCCAAUCUUUUCAAAUCCCAUGGUAUUCCCGUCGUCGACGCCGAUCUUGUCGCUCGCGAUGUUUUGAAGAAAAAUAGUGGCGGGUAUAAAAAGGUUGUUGCUGCAUUUGGACUGGACAUUUUACUGCCUAAUGGUGAAGUUGAUAGACCAAAACUCGGCCGGAUUGUGUUCUCUGAUCCUUCAAAACGUCAGCUUCUUAAUAGGCUUCUAGCUCCUUAUAUCUCUUCUGGUAUAUUUUAUGAAAUUUUGAAGCUAUGGCUGAAGGGAUGUAAGGUAAUUGUCCUUGAUAUUCCUCUGUUAUUCGAGACCAAGAUGCAUAAUUGGACGAAGCCAAUAGUUGUAGUAUGGGUUGAUGAUCAAACGCAACUUCAGCGGCUUAUUGCAAGAGAUGAUACCAAUGAGGAAGAUGCUAGAAACAGGAUAAAUUCUCAGAUGCCCCUAGAUGUUAAAAGAUCUAUGGCCGACGUGGUCAUAAAUAACUCUGGUUCAUUAGAUGACUUGGAAGAACAGUUUCAGAAGGUAUUAUUCAAGGUCACUAGGCCUCUUACAUGGACUGAAUUCUGGCUCACGAGACAGGGUGCUGUUACAGCCCUUAUUUGCAUUAUAAUUGCAGUUGUUGUAGGCAAAAAUGUCGUCAAGAAGUUGUAAUCUUUGUAGCACGGAUACGGAAACGAAGAAACAGGACACUUGGACACGGAUACGGCAAAAUAGUGUUAUUUUAAGAUUUAGUUCCUGAAACGUUUCUGAAAUGGAAACGGUUGAAUGAGCGAGUUAGGUUGUAAUUAAAAUUCUUGGCUCUUGUUCUCUAAUGUGUUUCUUACAAAAAUUAGUGCUAUGUAA